AUGAUUUCGAACAUGAACCAAAAUAAUGUAUUCAUUCGUUUCGGUCUUUUGUUCCUAUUGAUAAGCAACCUUAAUGCAGCACCGGAAAGUUUGUAUCCCGAAGAACCGGAAUUGUACAAAGACGAGCUGGAAUCCGAAUUGACCAAAAUUCGGGAAGAUGAAAUUGAAAGUGUCCAAUCGCGUGAUGACGGAGGAAAGAAACGUUCGCGGUCGAUUGUGAACGCAAUACGCAAUUUUAUGCAUGCGGAUGUGCAGACCAGUAGUGAAGAUGAACGGUUACUGGACGAACUUUUAAGCGUAUUAUACCAGUUCGAGGGCGGUAUUGCACGUCUAACCCAUCUGUUUGGUUGUAUCUAUCACUAG
Echinostoma caproni is the source of this 363-nucleotide messenger RNA. Lineage: Eukaryota; Metazoa; Platyhelminthes; Trematoda; Plagiorchiida; Echinostomatidae. The record is from the annotation of a GenBank genome assembly.